Carassius gibelio (silver crucian carp) is the source of this 4181-nucleotide messenger RNA. Its product is annotated as sulfate transporter. The transcript has 4 exons. Gene Ontology annotation, molecular function: chloride transmembrane transporter activity; oxalate transmembrane transporter activity; secondary active sulfate transmembrane transporter activity. Bases 328 to 2430 code for a protein of 700 amino acids. Gene Ontology annotation, cellular component: membrane. The record is from RefSeq and is a predicted model, not a curated record. Gene Ontology annotation, biological process: transmembrane transport. Lineage: Eukaryota; Metazoa; Chordata; Actinopteri; Cypriniformes; Cyprinidae.
GGCAAUCCGGGAACAGGGACAGUUUCGAAACUUAGAGGAGUUGUACAAAAACUUUGUGAAUACUGAGAAAGCAGUGUUUUAGGUUUCGGCCUCAACCAGGAAUUAGCAGUCACGUGACGAGUCCUAAUGUUUUUUCACUGUCCACGUGAUAUUACGAAUUUAGCGAGGCUUCAUGUGUCACAGAGUAGAUCCUACACUUUCAGUAGGCUGAAACUUUCAGUUAUUUGGGGUACAUGAGGUGAGACUCUUGAAUGAUUAAAUGUCCUCCUGAUGUAUAAUAAAUCGAUCUCAUUGUGCAGCCGGUCUGAGUGAGAUAUUCUGGACAUUAUGCCAACUGAAGAAGUCUGUGAUGGUGUUUCAGCAGAGGAUGAUGCUAAGAAAGGGCCUGAUGUUCCUUUCCUUUUAGAAGAGCGUGUAAAAGAGAAAGUGUCCUGGAAGGACGUGUUGAGAAAGAAGGUGGGAAAAAAGUGUUCCUGCAGUUCUGCUCGAAUUAAAGCCCUUCUCUUAGACUCCGUCCCAAUCGUGAAAUGGCUGCCAAGAUAUCAGUUCAAAGACUGGAUCAUUGGGGAUGCCAUGUCUGGCCUUAUCGUGGGCAUCCUCUUGGUUCCCCAAUCCAUCGCCUAUUCUUUACUGGCAGAACUAGACCCUAUUUAUGGGCUCUAUACAUCCUUUUUUGCCAGCAUUAUCUACGCCCUACUGGGAACUUCCAGGCACAUCUCUGUGGGGAUGUUUGGGGUAUUGUGUCUACUGGUGGGACAGGUUGUGGACAGGGAACUUACUCUGGCAGGAUAUCCAUUGGACACCAAUCAGACCACCUUGGGAAAUUUGAACAACGGCACUGGUCCAGUCUGUGACCGAAGCUGUUAUGCAAUCAUGGUGGCAGCAACACUAACUUUCACAGCAGGGGUCUACCAGGUGUUGAUGGGUCUCCUACAGGUUGGCUUCGUCUCUGUGUAUCUCUCGGACUCUCUGUUGAGCGGUUUCGCAACUGGAGCCUCUCUCACCAUCCUCACAUCCCAGAUAAAGUACUUCCUGGGGCUUCACCUUCCUCGUGUCCAAGGCUGGGGUUCGCUCAUAAAAACCUGGAUCAGUCUUUUCAAGAAUCUGGGUCAUACCAACCUAUGUGACCUCGUAACGAGCGUGCUCUGCUUGCUUGUGCUUGUACCCACCAAAGAGCUCAACGACCGCUUCAAGGCCAAGCUCAAGGCCCCUAUUCCCUUUGAACUCUUUGUGGUCAUUGCUGCUACUCUAGCUUCCCACUUUGGACGGUUCGAGGAAACUUAUGGCUCUAAUGUAGCCGGUAGCAUUCCCACAGGCUUCAUGCCACCGCAGCUUCCCAACUGGUCUCUCAUACCCAAUAUCGCCGUUGACGCAUUCUCAAUCACCAUUGUUGGUUUUGCCAUUACUGUGUCUCUGUCUGAGAUGUUUGCCAAGAAGCAUGGUUAUAUGGUGGACCCUAACCAGGAGAUGUAUGCUAUUGGUUUCUGUAAUAUCAUUCCUUCCUUCUUCUGCUGUUUCACGACCAGCGCAGCUUUGACCAAGACUCUUGUGAAGGAGUCGACGGGAUGCCAGACUCAGAUCUCGGGGUUGAUUACUGCUCUUGUGCUGCUGCUCGUCCUGCUUGUUGUAGCACCUGCCUUCUACUCCUUGCAGAAAUGCGUUCUGGCCGUCAUCAUAGUUGUCAACCUCCGUGGAGCACUGCGAAAGUUUGGGGAGAUUCCACAAAUGUGGCGCGUCAACCGUGUGGAUGCUAUCAUCUGGCUGAUUACUAUGGCUACAUCAGCGCUAGUGAACACUGAGCUAGGUCUACUAGUUGGAGUCCUGGUCUCUGCGUUCUGUGUGUUAGGCCGAACCCAGUCCGCCCAAAUCCGUCAGCUGGGCCAAGCAGGGGACCGCGAGCUCUUUGAGGACCUUGCGUUCUACAAGGGUCUCCAGAGCCUGCCAGGGGUGGCUGUUUUCCGAUACGAGGCUCCCAUCUACUAUGCCAACCAAGCUCUUUUUAAGAAAUCCCUGUACCGCAGUGCAGGUCUGGAUCCGCUUCAAGAGAAGGCCAGGCGCAGGAAACUAGACAAGCAGAGGAAUCAGAAACAAUGUGGAGAAGACCAAAAGCAAGAGGUGGAUGUGAACACUAUUGUGUAUCUGCUACAGCACAACAGUUUGCACUCAUUGGUCAUAGACUGCAGUCCAGUGCUGUUUCUGGACACUGCCGGGGUCAAUGCUUUGAAAGAGGUAAGCAAGGACUACAAGGGGCUAGGAGUCAAUGUGCUUUUGGCACAAUGCAACCCCUCCGUCAUUGAUUCUUUGCGGAGGGGAGGGUAUUAUGACCCAAAGAAAGGGACCACAGAAAUACAGUUUCACACUCUUAGUGAUGCCGUCUCUUAUGCCCAAAGCUUGAAGACACACAAUGGUGAUUGUGACACUGUUGUGUAACACUUUGUGAUGUAUUGAUCUGAAGUUGUCUCUUGUCUGUUUCGGCAAUUUAGAAUUAUAUGAUUGUUUAUAUAACCUCAUGCAAUUCAAAAUUUGUAUAACUUUUUUUAUUUACAAAAAAAUGCGCCGAAAGUGUUUUUGUAUUUUAUUUUUAUUUUUUAUGGGGUCCAAAAUAUUGACUAUUGACUACUGGUUUAGAACCACAUAAGAGUGAGUAAAUGAUAUCACUGUACCUUCUUAAAAUGGAUAAGUAAUCAUCUGUUUAUAUCUGUUAUUGAAAACAGUGUGCUGUGUUGUGUUCUGCAGGACCUUUAAAAUAGAAGUUCAAACUUUGUUAACUGCAACCUUUGUCUAGUCAGGAUGACAAUCUUUUUUUUUUUUUUGGUCUUAAAAUGAUGUAUUUUUACAUCAUUUAUACAUCUAAAAACAUGUUGAGCUUAUUUUAAAUAGCUAAAAUUCCAUAUUCAAGUGCUUAAUUUUUCUACAUGAAUAGAAAUAUUUUGUGCUUGACAAGCUCCAGCUUGUAUAUUUACUCUUUAUCUCCUUCCACUCUAGUCUGUUGCUCAUUCGGUCAGAAUGAUAUCUUAUAUAAUCUCAUUUGGGACAUUUACCCAGCUUUAUGGGUACUUGUGCAUGUUUAAAUGACCAUAAAGCUUGUUGUCUGGGUGAAUGCGAGUUGAACUCUUUCACCCAGUCAUCAGAUGUUUACCUCAGUCGCAGAAGCACCAGAGAGUGUGCCGAUGUGCCUUGUCACUGUGACUGUGCAGCUUUGGAAAAUGUGCAUCAUUUUGAGAGCAAAGAGGGCUCAGGUAGAGCAUUUUAAUGGCAUUGUGUCUGAACCUGUUGAACAGGUCUGAAGGAACAGGAGACAUAGCCGGAUGAUCCGACUGCAUGCCUAACCCAGGCUCAGGGAAAUUACAUAAUCUGUCCUCCCAUUGGUUCAAAUGGAACAGGGUAUGCAUACAGAUGAUAUUUCUAAAAUGCUGGAACUUGUGUCAUGUAUAUAACUGAUAGAAUGCUAGCACAAAUGGAAACAGAAUUUAAAACAUAUGUCUUUUAGGGCAAACUAGGAACUAUUUAUGUAGUUUUUGUCUUAUGUAGUUGUUACACUGUUAAAAAUACAGGCUCCAAAAGUGAGGCCAUAGAAGAACCACAUUUUGGUUCCUUAAGGAACUUCCAGUCCAGAGUCCUUAAAAUAACUUUUUUUUUUCUUAGUGUGAAGAACAUUUUAAAGAGUGUUGUGUGCAACAGAAAGGUUCUAUGGAUGUUAAAGGUUCCUCAUGGAAAGAACUUUUAUUUUUAAGAACAUAUGGUGAUACUUUAUUUGCUGAAACAUUGAUAAUAGUUUUUAGUUCAUGCUUUUGGAUUGCUUCUGUGUGUUUAAGUUUGCAUUAGAAUUACUGCAAUGGAGACUUUACUUAAUUGUCAAAGAUGUAUUUUAUAUUCUUAAAAUUUCUCUCUCUCUCUCUCUCUCUCUCUCUCUAUAUAUAUAUAUAUAGAUAGAUAGAUAGAUAGAUAGAUAGAUAGAUAGAUAGAUAGAUAGAUAGAUAGAUAGAUAGAUAGAUAGAUAGAUAGAUAGAUAGAUUCACGUAUUCCCAUAGCUAUGCAACUAGUUAUGAAUACAGUACAGAAUAUUUAUAAUCACUGAUAUUGGGAGGAAACCUAUAUCAUUCUUUUAAUGUGACAUUUUGUCUUCUACAAAUGUAAUUUGCAUUGUAAUUAAUACAAAAUAAACUAAAUGUUUAUAGAAA